Messenger RNA from Prorocentrum cordatum, 3336 nucleotides. NCBI's taxonomy places the organism in Eukaryota, Dinophyceae, Prorocentrales, Prorocentraceae. The record is from the annotation of a GenBank genome assembly.
AGAAGCCGUACCCAGUUUGGGAUCAAGCAGCUUCUUUAAACCAUUUCAAUCACCAUUUCAAUCAUUUCAACCAGGGCAAAUCGCAGCCAGAAGCGUGAUGCGAUUACUCCUGCUUUGCAGCUUUGUGCUCGGUGUGGCGGUCGCUGACUGGAGGAACGUCGUCUUUGACAGCCCCACUGCCGAGCCAGGCGAGAACCGGGCGAAGCAGCCGAUCAUCAGCGGGGGCAUGCCGAUCGGCAAUGGCGAGACGGCGGCCCUGGUUUUCCCAGUGACUAAGGCCUUGGCAUCGCUCGGACGUGUGCAUUUUUCUUCGCGUGGACUACCGAGGAGCAUCCUGGACCAUCUUGCGAAACAAAAACGCACGACAUGAAAAAAUGUACAAGGAAUGGACGCCCGAGCGACGGCAAGAGGCGUUCAACGCCACGCCCGACUUCGGCUUGCGCGAGGGCGUGCACGUUUGGGUCAGCAUGGCGACUGCGAUGGCAUCGGACCAGUCCCUGAUGUCCCUGGGCGUCGUCAGCAUCGAGACAGAUCCGCCGCUCGGCGUCAGAGAGUUCAGGCAGGCCUUGAUGCUUGAGAACGGCACGGUUGAGAUUUCUACAGCGGUGGGCACCGUAACAUCCUGGGUGGAUGCUCUGACCAAUCGAGUAGUGGUGAGCGUGCGAGGCAGCGGUGACGGGAAGAUGAGCACCCGCGUCAGCGUCCAGUCCCUGCGCCCCAACACCCGGUUCACAUACAACGGCCGCUGCAGCAGCCCGACGUCCGCUGCCGACGAGUGGGUGCAGCCAGCUGGUGCCCACGUCAUCGGCCUGUCACACCGCAAUGAUGACAGCGACGUUGCUUUGCUGAACAAAGCGGCCGCGUUCAACGCCACCCUGGAGCAGCAGGGCUUGGGUGCCUUCGCGGGCCGGCUCCAGGGCUCGGAUCACUGGCGGCACCUCCAAUUUGGGCUCGUCGUCUCCGGCGACGGCUUGACAAAGCAUGGGGGAGCGAGCGGUGUUCUGCACACGAGCGAGGCGCUCAACUCCCUCGAGGUCGUGAUCACCACCCUGUCAGAGCAGACGGCCAGCUCAGUCUUGUGGCAAGAGGACAUCGUCGCGCUGCACGGCAGACACGUUGCAUCAUUUGCUCAGGCAUGGGGGCCGCACCAGGAUUACUGGAGACGCUUCUGGAAUCAGUCGCACAUCUGGGUGUCGGGCAACGGCAACGCCAGCCUCCAAACGCUCACUGAGCGCUAUGCACAGACCCGCUACCUUCAGGCCAUCCAAGCAGGCACAUGGGUUCCCAUCAAGUUUAACGGGAUGCUUUUCACGGCGCAGUUGCCCCCAAUGUCUGAGAUUGGAGGCCCCGACUUUCGAAAGUGGGGCAGCUCGAACUGGUGGCAGAACACGCGCCUGGCGUACUGGAACAUGUUAGCUUCCGGUGAUUUCGAUCUGCUGCGCAACAUCUUCGAGUACUAUCUUCAGAUGAUCGACUUCAUGAACAUCCGCACGCAGGCGGCCUUCAAUCAUACCGGCAUCUACACGACAGAGACGUCGACGUUGUUCGGGGCCUACGAUCCGUGCGACUAUGGCACACCGGCAGCCCAGCGCCAUCCCGACGAGCUCAACUUCGGCUACGAGGAAUCCAGAUUUCUGAAGUACGAUUUCGGAGGCGACGCUGGGCUCACGGAGUUGUGCGCCAUGCUGCUGGAUUUCUACGCGAGCGCGCUGGAUGCAAGCAGCAUGCGGCGCUACAUGCCGCUGCUGGCCGGCACUCUGGACUUCUUCAGCAGGCACUACGGAGAUGUCAUGCAGACCAAGUCAUUGAAGAUCUUCCCGACUCAAGGGCUAGAGACAUACCAGUGCCCGAUAGAGCCAGCGACUCCCGAGAACUGCCCGACGAACGACCACCCCACAGUGGCCGCCUUACACGUGCUGACCGAGCGGGCCCUUGAGCUGCCAGCAGAGCUCUCUACCGAGGCGCAGAGGGCACGAUGGCAGGCACUGCGCGCGGCGCUGCCUCCGGUCCCGAUGAUCGAGGAGGAUGGCGUGAUUGUAGUCUCUCCGUAUGAGACCUACCCGAAGGCCAAGAACGAGUUCAAUUGUGAGACGCCAGAGCUCUAUUCAACGCACCCGUUUCGCUACUUCACGCUGGCCCGCUCGAAGCUCUCAGGGCCUCGCCAGCGUGACAUAGGUCCAUCGAUCUACUGCCUGGAGGAGUCGACGCGCAGGACCUGCCGUAAUGCUGAUCUCAACGUCGGUUGGACGCAGGGGCUCCUGAAUGCCGCUCUGCUGGGCCGCACGAGCAAGGCGGCACGCUUGACGCUGGAGCGUGCGCUCGUGAAGCCAGCAGUGGGUUACCGGUUCCCAGCCUUUGCCGGGCAUUACCAGGACUACGAGCCUUCAGAGGACCACUUCGCGAACAUGAACACCGCCCUGCAGCUCAUGCUCCUGUCGCCAGGCGACGAUGGCCUCGACACAGGCAGCGCCCUGCUGUUCCCGGCGUGGCCCUGCGAGUGGGAUGUGGACUUCAAGUUGGCCGCGCCGCGCCGCACAGUCGUCCGUGGCAGACUUGUCGGCGGCAAGCUCGUGGAGUUCGAGGUGGAGCCCCCCGAGCGCAGAGCGGCGAUCACAGUGCUGCCCUGUCAAAGCGUAGCGCACACCACGGACAUCUUUGUGUGAAGGUCGUGCGCGGUCCAUCGCACGAAGUUGUCGGUGGCCGAACUAGGCAUCCGUGACCAACGAAUCGGGAGCGGUAGGACCGAGGUAAAAGAUCGAGGUCGGUUCUGGGAGGGUACCCUCAUGUUCUUCGUGUCUCUUGGAUGUUCGCGUGCAUCCUGGAGGAGGGUGCCCUCGAAUGCUCUUCAGUUAGGCCGGAGAGUCUCAUGCUCUUGAAGGAGGUGAUUAUGUCUUAGGUCCAGCCGUAGGGCACCGCGCUGUGAGCGACAACAGUCCCACAUGUUGUUCUGGUAGUUGCGCGCGCACAGGCCGGGGACGUUGUGUAUCGUUGGUUCCCUGUGAUGGCCAUGACCACUCAGCAUGAAGUCUCCACCCACCGCAGCUGGUUUGGAGCUGGAUUUGAAAAGAUGCCGCUCUAUUCGUGAGGCCGCUGCAGCCGAUUCCCUGCAGGUCUCCGCUCCAGAGGGGCCAAAGCGUCCAAAAUCCUCGAUCUUCGAUCCGCAGAUUCAAGGGAACUGGGAACCACGAGCGCGCCGCUUUUGGCGCGACCUAGGGCCGCAGGGCUCCUCCUCCUCCUCCCCUCCUCCUCUUCCUCCUUCUUGUCUUUUCACGACUACGACAAUCCCCACGCGGGCGAGGACCAUCGCCAGGGCCACCGACCAGAGGCGCGCACGCG